AUCUAAUUGCGACUUAAACUGAAUUUCAAAUGAUUAGAAAUACAAUUUUCUUGAUAUGAUUCAAAACCUUUAAUUUUUAUUUUUAUUUCAUUAAUUAUUAGUUCAAAUCCAAUAGGAGGCGGAUACAUCAUAAGAUGCUCAUUUCCGCCGUCUGGUACAAGUGCAAAAGACUAAAAUUAAAAGUCAGUUUUCGCGAAGAAAAACAAACAAUCGACAAAUGCUCACUCAAGGACAAACAGGAACAAGUUUGGAGUUCUAAAACGUCUAAAACGGGUGAGACGAGAUGAACACGAGCGAGAUAACAAAUAUCAUCUCUGAUGACUGCAGGCCUUUUGAGGCCAUCUGGAAUGCAAGAAAUGGAAUCAGUGAUACUAUUUUUUACUCAAAUAUUGUCAUAAACGGGAUUUUGGCGAUACCGACCUUCGUGUCAAAUCUGAUCCUUAUUAUUGCUAUAUGGAGUUGUAACUCUAUGCGCACGCCUUCAAACAUUAUCAUUUGCUCGCUAGCGUGUUCAGAUAUUGGUGUAGGUCUUCUUGCACAGCCGCUUGCUGUGGCUAAGACGGUCAUUGAAGCGAAAGCCUCGUCAUCUUUUGACUCCUUCUGCAGUAUUCACAAAAGCAGUCGCGUCUCAUCGGUGUAUUUCUGCGUGGUGUCUUUCGUGUGUUUUACGGCAGUCAGUUUAGAUAAAUAUCUAAUGGUGCUUCUUCAUCUUCGAUACCAUGAACUGGUGACAACAAGGCGUGUAAUCGUGUUUCUCCUUAUCGUAUGGGCACUCGCAGCUCUCUGUAUAUUGUUCGAACUGUGCUGUUCCUCUGUCAUCACCAUGGUGCUUUUCAUAGGUGCUAUAGUUUGCUUCAUCGUGACAUUUACGUCUUAUGUGUGGGUUUACCGGACAGUUCGUCGCCACCAGAAAGCUAUACACGACCAGUUGCACGCUGUUGCGACCGAAUCUCGUGACAAAUCAUUAUACAUGACGCGAGUACGAAAAAACACGAUGUCGAUGAUUUUGGUCUACGUAUGGUUCGUCAUUUGCUAUCUCCCUUUUGUUGUAGUGACCGUCGUGGGAGCUGUUUGGAGCGGGAAUGAGAGUGCCAUACAAUCCGCACUUUUAUGCACAGGGACAGUUAUCUUCUUGAAUUCGUUUCUUAACCCUUUUUUGUUUUACUGGAGAAUCAAAGACUUUCGAGGUGCAGUGAGGCAGCUUAUUGCCAACAUUAUGUCAAAGAUAUUAUAAACGCGAACCUUUUUUUUAAAGAACGUCAAGCCUGAGAUCUCACCAAAUUCUAAGAGCAUGCUAAGAACGUGCCAAGGCCCAAAUAUCAGAAAAAUUCAGGUAAGCCAAAUCCGGGUUCCCUUUUUACCCCUUCAGGGGUAAAGUGUGCUGGUAAAGAGUACGUUUGGAAGGAAAAAAAACAUGUUUUUUUUUCUUGUUUUUAUCUGUUUAUUACUCAUUUACUUCACAAUUUUUUAGCCAUUUGUGUGUUUCUUUUGUUGGAAUUUGGUUCACUACAACCGGCAGUAAUGCAAUCUUCCGUCUUACAAUUUGGGAGUUGACACGUACAGUUCUUUGCAAUUUCCUGGACUUUUUCCGGUGCUGGUGCUGCGAGACCAAGCCUUCAAGCGUGUCAGUGAAUCUGAAUGACAAUGCUGCGAGCUGUGAUGCCAAUACUGUUACAUUGGUCAACAUUCGCCCGCAAUGUCAGACUUAAGCGCGAGCUUAUAGCAGACAAACGCAACGAAGUCUGUUUAGGAUGCAAGCCCAACAAUCUAGUAAUCUAAAAAUGCAACAGCCGGUUUAGGACGCAUGUGCAACAAAGUUUUAUAAAGCAAGCAGAAAAUGCAAUUGUAAAACGCAGCUAGGUUUGUUAAGGAAGAAUGCGGAAAACUUUUCUACUUUUGAAAUGCAACACAUCAAAGAUAGCCACUUAUUUGCUUAUUGUUGCGAAAAAAAUCAAAAUUCUAGAUUGAAAGAUGUAAUCAUCGCUAAAAACAUUUAUAAUUGAUAACAGUUAGCAUGCAUAUUAUCGACGAGGAGGUAAAAUUUGUCAGUGUAAUAACAGCUCCAUAUGUUCCAGUAAUUCCACGUCCAUCUUCUUCCGACGAUAAAAAUAUAACUGUUUUCCAUCGCGCCUUACAAGCCAAUUCCAUCUGCUAGAGGCUAUUUAUUUCUUAAAUAACGCUAUAUAGAUUGGUAAGUGAUUUCUUUUGUAUCUGCGCUUCCAUUAUUUCAUCUUUCUAAAGCUUACUAUCCCUCAAAGAAGAAAUUAAACUGCACUAAAUACAUUAUGGAUAAGCGAUAUAAACUAUUCCACGAUUAGUAUGAAAGGUGAUCCAAUAAACAUCUUAUAUAUCUAUAUAA
Molecule: messenger RNA, 2359 nt
Organism: Nematostella vectensis (starlet sea anemone)
Lineage: Eukaryota; Metazoa; Cnidaria; Anthozoa; Actiniaria; Edwardsiidae
Product: adrenocorticotropic hormone receptor
Exons: 1
Coding region: 284-1234 (316 amino acids)
Biological process (GO): G protein-coupled receptor signaling pathway
Cellular component (GO): membrane
Molecular function (GO): G protein-coupled receptor activity
Source: RefSeq, a predicted model, not a curated record